Molecule: messenger RNA, 2116 nt
Organism: Truncatella angustata
Lineage: Eukaryota; Fungi; Ascomycota; Sordariomycetes; Amphisphaeriales; Sporocadaceae
Exons: 4
Coding region: 125-2113 (662 amino acids)
Biological process (GO): regulation of DNA-templated transcription
Molecular function (GO): zinc ion binding; DNA-binding transcription factor activity, RNA polymerase II-specific
Source: RefSeq, a predicted model, not a curated record
CGACCUCAAUCCAUCUGAGAGAUUCCUGGUGUUAGCGACCGCAAAGAGGUUCCCCGAAAACGCGGCAAAAGAGACUGCAUGGACCGAAGAAUCGAGUCGAUACCACACAGCUUGUUCAUCCAAAAUGGUUGGAGUCAAGGGCAAAUACAAGGGUUGCAACACAUGUCGGAAAAGGCGGGUUGCGUGCGAUAACACUCGGCCUUAUUGUAAGAAAUGUACCGACCACGGUCGGAAUUGUGAGGGUUAUCAAACAGAAACCAUUUUCAUCGUUGGAACCAUCGAAGACAAAGGUCGAUGCGCCUCACAUCCGCCACGGAACCUCGAAAGUCCCGGUACCUCGUCCUCUUUGAGAAAGAAGAAAGCAGUUGACACAGUAACACUGAGCCCGGGUCCAGAGCCAGCAAGGAGCAGAAGGCGGGCAGCCUCCGAAGGCCAACAGGAGGACGUGAAAAUAGAGUUCAAAGAGGUCUUGCCAACAAGGUCAAGAUCGGAGGAUCCUGUGCUGGUGGCACAAUCCAGUUGGCAAGAUUUCAUUGAUGUCGCAUCAGUUGGUGGACUGCACAGGUUGAGAUUUGCAGCCAUCCAUACCAGGCUCAAGAGCGUCAAGCGCCAGCACGAACGAUUAGGAGACUCGGAAAUGAAGUUGAGUUUACAUACUUCCAGAAGAGUUGAUGUCACACCGACAUACAGCGAUGAGAAUCUCAAGCUGGAAGCAGAGUGCUUCAUCUAUCUACCCAGGAGAAGUCGACAGUCGAGUCAAGCGCAUAGUUGGGAUGCAAACGCAGAAGAGGGGUUAUGUCUGUUCCUAUAUGAGCAAAACCGCUCUUCAUCGUAUAAUAAUAAUAAGACUCCAUGGGAAGACCCGGGCAUGCAAAACGAUCCGAUCCGUCAAUUAGGGCCGGGUGCCUUCCAGGCGUUUCCCAGACACCACUUCUUCACACGGGUAUACCGCCCAAAUGCUAUUUUUGCGGCCAUUUUAAACCACAGCCCAACCCACAUGUCAGAUCCAGAAUGGAACACUACGCCAUGGGAACACUCGCCAAAGAUGCCACUCGACACCCUCCUUGACAUCAUUGUGAAACUACCCUUACUACUUUCCCGCUCCGAUCGCAUAGUGUCCCUACCUUCUUCGUUACAGCGCCAGCUGCAAGCCUUGGACCUUAUCAAGAACUGUACAACUAUCGAGGCACAGUUUGAGAGCUGGUACUCAGCUUUAGAAGAGGCAGCUUUAAGAAAUGUAGAAUGCCCCUUACUCUACUGGGCCUGGAGGAGAGCAGUCUCUACCAUCGAGUCUGAGCCUUGGAGCCACGGACAAGUGCCCUUCGAGGUCACCUACGAUUUCCCAUGUGCCGGAAUAGGACUGUCACAUAUAUACUAUUGGACCGGCCUGAUCGUACUCUAUAGGAUAAUGAACCGACUUUUGGCAGUCGCGGAAAAUGACAACCCAUUUGGCGGCUCAUUAGUGGCAGCGACGGUCCCAAUGCCGGCGGUGCCUGCGACGGCCGGCCCGGUGAACAUCCCCGCGCUUUACCUCACAUCACAACUACCAGAGUACGUCUACGACUCGCCUGCAGACUCGGUGCACAGCUAUACUUCUGCUUCAGGCUCUGCCGACGACCGAUCCUCAUUACCUACUGCGGCAUCUUUUCCAUACCAGACGAGCCCCGACAGCUCAUACCACCCAUCGUCAAGCCCUCAUAUCCCAUCUGCAAGCCUUGUCACUGAUGAUGUCCCACCGAACACCGGCCAUGUCAAAUAUAGGCCGCGCGAGAUCCGACAGCUCGCAGCCAACGUGUGCCGAAGCCUCGACUGGGCGAUCAGGCGGUUCGAAGGCGACGCGCUGGGCCCGCUGUGCCAACCAGACCUGGUCGCCGCCCCUCUGUAUAUUAUCGAGAGGUACUAUGAGGACAUUGCAGCGGUUGGAGACGGCGAGCUCGAAAGAAUGUGGUGCACCGUAUUCAGGGAACGAUGGGAACAAAGAGCGAGCGAAAUAGAAAGCGCUAUAUUUGGUCCCCAGGAAAAUACGACGGCGGCUGUGCCGGGCUCAGCCGUCGGAACGGAGGAGAACGGUGUUGGGAAGAGAUGGAUAGGACUCGGAAGAUUUGGAGCAUAGGAU